Messenger RNA from Tyto alba (common barn owl), 2421 nucleotides. It is a transcript of the gene RUFY4, whose product is annotated as RUN and FYVE domain containing 4. NCBI's taxonomy places the organism in Eukaryota, Metazoa, Chordata, Aves, Strigiformes, Tytonidae. Gene Ontology annotation, cellular component: lysosome; late endosome; autophagosome. The record is from RefSeq and is a predicted model, not a curated record. The transcript has 12 exons. The coding region runs from base 183 to 2240 and encodes 685 amino acids. Gene Ontology annotation, biological process: plus-end-directed vesicle transport along microtubule; positive regulation of autophagosome maturation.
UGCCGAGACGAGGCCUGGCCUGGGGGAGGCGGGUGCCCCCCAGGCCCCCCGGGUGGCACAGGUACAAAAGAAGAAACAGGCGGGUGCAGCGUGGGCCCAGGGACACGGCAGCAUCCCCCGGGCACCCAGCGAGUGCCUCAGGUCACCCCACGGCUCCUGGCCACAGACCCCCGGGGACAGCCAUGGCAGGGGAUGGGGAGCUCAACCGCAUCAUCAAGGACCUGCAGAAGACUGUGGCCGAACUGAACCGCAGCUACCGUGAGCAGAACCUGCCGGUGACAGAUGGGAGCCGGGAGCUGCACAGCCUCUGUGCCCAGCUGGAGUUCCUUCUCCAGUUCGACCUCAAGGAGAAGAAGAGCUUCUUCGGGCAGCGCAAGGACUAUUGGGACUUCUUGUGCCAGGGCCUGGCGCGGCGCCGGCAGGAGCACGAGGGCGUUCGCUUUGUCACCUCCCUGGACAAGCUGAAGACCCCCGUGGGCAGGGGCCGAGCCUUCCUGCGGUACUGCCUGGUGCACCGGCAGCUGGCAGAGUCCCUGCAGCUCUGCCUCCUCGACCCCGAGAGCCUCCGCGAGUGGUACUACGCCCGCAGCCCCUUCCUGAGCCCCCAGCACCGGGAAGAGAUCCUGGGCAGCCUCUAUGAGCUGGACGGUGUCACCUUCCACCUGGCCCUGCGCAGGGCUGACCUGGACACCGCCUGGCCCAUGUUCUCCGAGACACUGGUCCGGCCCAGCCCGGUGGCCAGGAGCAGCUCAGCAAAGAUGGCCCGGCAGACAGAUGACACUGGCGCUGGGGCGCAUGGAUGGCCCGACGGCAUCACCCAUCCCACCGAGGCAGCCUGUGGGGUGCUAGCCCACUCGUGCCCACCCUCUUUGGCUGCCCUGAAGGCAGGAGGUGUAGAGGUGGAGUACCUGGAGAUGAAGAAGGAUGUGGAAAAGGAGGAUGAAGAGGAGGUGGAGGAGGAGGAGGAGGUUGAGGAGAAGGUGGAGGAUGUGGAGGUGGACAUGGAGGAGGAUGUGAAUGUGGAGGAGAAUGUGGAAAAGGAGGAUGAAGAGGAGUUGGAGGAUGAAAAGAAGAUGGAGGAUGCGGAUGUAGAGGAGUUGGAGGGCACGCAUGGCACUGGCAAAACCCCUCAGCCUGAUGGUGACGGGGAGCCCGGCUCAUCCCCGCCGCCUGGCAUGGAGCGCAUGCCGGGCUCCCUGCCACCAGUGCCUGGACAGCCAGGCGGGACGGAGGCGUCCCUGCGGGCACGGGUGUCCCAGCUGCAGACCGAACUGGGGCAGCGGGAGGCGGCGGCGCGGGCGCUGGCAGCCCGGCUGGAGCAGGAGGAGCGGCGGCACCGGCGGCGGGAGGAGAGCAGCGCCCGGCAGGCCCGGCUGCGGGCACACGAGGCUGAGGCGCUGCGGGAGGCCAACGUCUUCCUCGGGCAGGCGCUGGCCACGGCGGUGGCAGCGGGGGGCCCGGGGGAGCUGGCGCGGGCGCAGGAGGAGGCGCGGGGCUGGCGGGAGGCGGCGGAGGAGCGGGGUGCCCGGCUGGCCGGGGCGCUGGCGGAGGCAGCGGCGCUGGCCUCGCGCCUGCGGGACUGCCAGGCGGCAGGACGGACGGACACGCUGGAGGAUGCUGGUGCCCCAGGCGACGUGGCAGCCGUGGAGGAGGUGCUGAGGCGGGCGCUGGAGCUCGCCUGCGGCCCCCAGGAGCCCCUGGAGGACCCCCAGGCAGAGGGGGAGCUCAGCACAGCCACCAGCAUGGCCAUGCGCUUGGCCACGCUGGCCACCGCGGCACGGGAGGAAGCCUGGCAGAGCCGGCAGCAGCUCCAGGCCCAGCGGCAGGAGAUGGCGCGACUGAAGGAACAGCUCAGCAGGGCCCAGCAGGACGGGGAGCGCUGGGCAUCGGCGCUGCAGCGGGCGCAGCGGGAGGCCCUGGAGCGGGAAGCCACGCGCGGUGCCGAGCAGGCACGGCAGCAGGAGCUCAUCCGCGACAUGAAGGGGCGGCUGCUGGAGCUGCUGCGGGAGAAGGAUGCCCUGUGGCAAAAGACGGAGGGCAUUGACACCCCGAUGCCCAGCCCGGUGCCCCGCGAUGCAGGGCUCUGCGCCCGCUGCCACAAGGAUUUCCGCCUCCUCUCCCGACGGUACAACUGCAGUCUGUGCCAGGGCAAGGUAUGCCACACGUGCUCCGUGGACGUGGGCAAGCAGGGGCGCUGCUGCCUGCUUUGCUACCAGCAAAGGCACCCACAGGCUACAUGAGCCGUGACCGCAGCCCUCACACCAUCGUGGGACACCCCCUGCCCUGGCUGCCUCCUCUCGAACUUACCAGGGACCCCGGCGGCUGGGGCCUGCAGACAGGUCCUGCUGCCCAACAUUUUGGGUUUGAGACGUGUCUUUCUUGUGGCUGGUCCACAGAGAGGAAAACAACCCGAUCCUGCCA